This is a messenger RNA of Penicillium chermesinum, 3162 nucleotides long. Its product is annotated as tyrosine protein kinase SWE1. The coding region runs from base 1 to 3162 and encodes 1053 amino acids. Gene Ontology annotation, biological process: protein phosphorylation. The transcript is spliced from 2 exons. The record is from RefSeq and is a predicted model, not a curated record. Gene Ontology annotation, molecular function: protein kinase activity; ATP binding. Lineage: Eukaryota; Fungi; Ascomycota; Eurotiomycetes; Eurotiales; Aspergillaceae.
AUGGUUGCGACCUUCUCGCCGCACCGGGACUCGGGCGGCACUCUGCACCUCUCAACUCACUCGGGCAUUCACCACGUCGAUGCAAGCUCUGCCAUUCGACAACUCCGGCGCUCGUUGUCGCGUUCGCCGUCCAAGAGCUCCAACUUUUUCUUUCACUCCCGCCCUCAGUCUCCCUCCAAAACCACCACCCCAUACGUUUCCUCUCCGCUGUCGCCCUCGAGGCGAUCGCAAAACAACUUUGUGCUCUUUCCGUCUCCAAACCAACAGUCUCCUCUAGCAGUCCCUUAUCCUCCGAGCGCGAAAAUCACGCGACCGGCCAUGCGACGACGCACGUCGCCGCGUAGCCCCGCCAAACGCGUCUUGGCCGUGUCAACAGACGGCGGCAACGCGACCCCCGCUCACCCCACGGUGAUGGCCACUGGCGAAGAGAAUGCGCUAACUCUGGAUGAUUUGGCGGGUCCAACUGAGAGCACCACGCCUACCAGCCCCUGUGGUAACAACAGUCCCACGGCCCCUCUAGGCGAGAACCUCGCCCCCCGAUCCACGCUGUCACGCAUCGAAAAGCGGCGCAGUGGCACUUUCGGCACUUUCGCGACUGUGAGCCCCCUCAAGCGAAGCGACGGGAUUAUGAAUCUCGAUCAGGCAUCGCGGGGGAGCCCCGAACCCACGAGUCCAACCGCAACAGACUCACCUGUGAAUGCUCCUCCUAUCAACCCUUUCAGUCCAUUCGCAACUAUUCCCAAGCGCUCCUCCUCUCUCCGUCGGUCCACCUUGCAGCAGCGCCAAAGUGACCGUCCCUUAUUUGGCCGCCCCAAGGUUGCAGGCGAGAGUGAGACGCCUCCAGGAACCCCAUUGGCAGUCCGCCCUCGCUUGUCCUUUGAUAGCAGUCUCUUCCAGAGUGGUGAGGACAACCUUUUCACCCCUCGACCGGCUCCAUCAAGCCCUCUCUUCUCCAAUACUCCCACCUUCUCUCCCACUCCCAACAACACCAACUCGCCCGCUGCUACAACUACCAACACGACUGCCACUGCCUCUGUCAUACCUCCUGCUCAACCUUCACUUCGACCUGCUGCUCACCCCCUCUCUCGUACCAUCACCCAAUCCUCCUCGGGAUCUAGUCUGGAUGAUUCGCCUACUCAUGAGCCUGUACACAAGGCUGAGCGCCCUCGACCAAUCUUCAACUUCUCCAAGUCCCUCCCAGCUGGUGCUACACGCCCAAGCAUUAUUCGACGUGCCACCCGUGAAGAAACCAAUCAAACUGGAGAGUCAUUCGCUACCCCAGAGAAUUACAAGCUUGUGAAGCCACUUCCUGCGGCUUUCAUGUCCACGGGUUUGAUUUCAAAGAAAAAUCGCAAUGCAGAGGAGCCAGCUGGUUUUAAUAAGAACAUGCCCGACACUCCAUGCAAGCGCCCUGUGAACAUAUUCACGAAUGAUUCCUUCAACAAGUCGCGUCCUUUCCAUGAACCUGAGACCUUCCCUCAGUCCCCUUUCAACCCUCCCACAUCAACUGUGCGUCCAAAGGCUGGCCCUUUUGCUCGAGGCAUGGGCAUCUUUGGCAAUUCAUUUAACCGCCCCGAGCCAUCGCGCCGGGGAAGCUUUGUGAGUGUUGAUGGUGAUGACUUUCAGUCUCAAUCACCCUCAUCCCGCCACGACAGCCAGCCUUUAGCCGACUCCGACUUUCCUCCUACUCCUACCAAACAGCCUUUCAUUCCUUCUCGCGCCUUUCCGGCUUCUUCUGCUCAAAAUCCGUCCCUGGAACGACUGUCGGACAGUAAGGGCUCUGCCUUCUCUACUCCUCUCCGUGAGCGGUUCCUGCAAGCUUCUCCUCACACUCCUCGCGACCAGUACUUUCCCCCUGAUCCUAGUGGUCUGUCCAUUUCUGUUCCACAUGACCAGCAGUCGCUUCCAGCCGAAAAUGGAAGCAACCUUCCUGCGACCCCAACUGGACCACGGGAUUCCUUCGUCUCCAGCAAGCGCCCAAGCCUCCAGUUGAGUGGCUUCCACACACCUGAUGUCGACCCGUGUAUCACGGCCCGCUUUGAGAAGGUCGAGCUUGUUGGAACUGGAGAGUUCUCCCAGGUCUACAAAGUAUCUCAGCCUCAUGGUACCUCCACGCCAUCCAUCUUCUCUCUCCCAUCGCAAGAGCCCAAGUCACAAGCUUUGGCGCACCAAGUAUACGCAGUCAAGAAGAGCAAGCAGCCAUACUUGGGACUCAAAGACCGGGAGCGUCGCAUUCGAGAAGUUGAUGUGCUAAAGACCUUGGUGCAUUCAGACCAUGUCGUCUCUUUCAUGGAUAGCUGGGAGAACAAUGGCCACUUGUACAUCCAAACAGAGUACUGCGAGGAGGGCAGCUUGGAUGUCUUCUUAGCUCAGGCCGGUCUCAAGGCUCGGCUUGAUGAUUUCCGUAUCUGGAAGAUCCUGCUAGAGUUGGCCCUGGGUCUUAAGCAAAUUCAUGACCAAGGUUUCAUCCAUUUGGAUCUGAAGCCUGCCAAUGUCUUGGUGACCUUCGAGGGCGUUUUGAAGAUUGGCGAUUUCGGCAUGGCUACCCGCUGGCCUGCCGAGGAUGGUAUCGAAGGGGAAGGUGAUCGCGAAUACAUCGGCCCGGAGAUCCUUAUGGGUCGUUUCGACAAACCAGCCGACAUCUUCUCCCUGGGAUUGAUCAUCUUUGAAAUCGCAGGCAACGUGGAGCUUCCCGACAACGGUGCGUCUUGGCAGAAGCUCCGGAAUGGGGACAUGAGUGAUGUUCCCAGUUUGACCUGGAGCUCUGCAACAAGCUGCUACCGCGAUGCGUCUGGUAACCCAGUCUCUGACGAGCCGUCUUUCGAGAUUCUCUGCUCCUCCGAUCUGGCUGGUGACUCCUUCGGUGACGACUUCAACGCCAGACAGGAGAGUCGUAAAGCACACCCUCCUGCACGCAGUGGCGAGCUUGUCGACCCUCCCAGCUUCAUGGUGGAUUCCCUCCACUCCCAGGCCUUGGACAAGAUUGUCCGCUGGAUGAUCUCUCCUGAUCCUCGUGACCGACCUACUGCUGACCAGCUCUUGGCUACCUAUGGAGUCCAGUUCGUCAAUCAUCGUCGUCGUGCUGGGGCUACAGUCUUUGAAGGCAACUGGGGCCCCGCCGAUGAAAUCCUGGCUGAAGACGCCGAAAUGAUCGACGUGUAA